Molecule: messenger RNA, 304 nt
Organism: Staurois parvus
Lineage: Eukaryota; Metazoa; Chordata; Amphibia; Anura; Ranidae
Source: the annotation of a GenBank genome assembly
CCGGGAAUCUAGUGGAUGGGGACAUCUCUCUGGUGGGUUCCCAUGACUGGAUCCAUCUCUUGGAUGCAUUUCUGUUUUUCACCCUAAACCCCAAAGAUUAUAGAACAAAUUUAUAAAAAGGAGCAAGAGAUCAUCUCAUAGCUUGAAAUACAUUUUUUAGGUCUACAUGCUGAGUCCCACCUACCUGAUGAUGGUGAGGGAUGGUGUGACCUUCCUGUGUGGAAUAAUGGGAAUACAGAGGACGGGGACAUCUCCCUGGUGGGUUCCCAUGACUGGAUCCAUCUACCUGAUGAUGGUGAAGGAU